CUUUAGUUUUGUCAAGGAUCAGAGACGUGUGUUUCGUGCUUGUCGAAAGGUUCAUACAGUGGUUGCACGACAGUAAACAAAGCGAUUGUGUGUCGUGGUCCCUUAAUAUUUGUGAAGCAGUACACUUCGUGGUUGAAAGGCUGCGUAUAUGUACGGAAAUAUGCGCGAAAGAGAAGAAUUUUGUCGAAUUUUUCCACCGGGACAACCGAUCCAGGCACCGACGGCACGGGCCUUGGGCCUUGACGCUCUGCACAAUCUUUGUAAAGAGAUCUAUCCAGACCAAAGCAAUCCACUCACUGUCACUGCUGUCGUGAAAUACUGGUUGGGGGGUCCAGAUCCACUCGACUACAUAAGCAUGUACGAAAAUCCUGGCUGUCCUGAAUUAGGCGUACCACCACAUUGGCAUUAUAUUAGUUUGGGUUUGUCGGAUCUACACGGAGAUGGACGGAUACAUCCGAAAAGUGGUCCAGAUCGUCCAAGUGGCUUUGGAUUUGAGCUGACCUUUAGAUUAGUUAGAGAAAGAAAUGAGAUGACUCCUCCCACUUGGCCAGCAAAUGUGAUGCAACAGUUAGCAAAAUAUGUUUUUAAUUCUGGUAAUAUGUUGUUGCCUGGAGACCAUGUCUCAUGGCAUGCACCUUUAGAUAAUGGGAAUGGUCGUAUCACACAAAUUUUAAUGGGCAGGGAUCCACAACUACCUUCAUCUAUAUCUACACCUCAUGGUGAUGUUUCAUUUGUUCAAAUUGUAGGAGUCACUUCGGAAGAACUACAAGCUGCACAGCAUUGGAAUGGCUUGGGUCUUGUAAAUUUAUUAAAAUCUAGUCGUGGUUGUGGACCAUGGUUGGUAACAGAUAUGAGAAGGUUGUAUUCUGUUAUGGAAGAUGAUCCCUCCAUAGCAGAGAAAAUACAAACUGGCAUAGAGAAGGAGGGUUCUAAUUUAAGUGGUGUAUCUGCAAAGUGUUGGUGGGUUCAGGUAAACAGUGAUAAAAGUACAGAAAAAUAUAGAGAGACAAAAAAUGAAUCAGAUGAAGAAGAUGAAGAUAUAAAACCAAUUAUAAAAUCGGAAAGAUUGUCCCCUUGUGAACAGGAUAUGAAUUUACCACAUGAAAAUUUUAUUAAAGUUUUACCAGGUCUUCAUUUAACUUUUAAUCUUGAAGCAGGUUCUCUGUUACCAUUAGCAAUAAAGGGUCGCGUCAUGCAUGGAAGGCAUUUUACAUUUAAAUCUAUAUUGUCUCAUACGGCAAUUACAAUAGUGGCACCUUCAGUUACUGGUACUCUAGUUUCUAGGGAGAAACCAUAUGUUGUUCAAGGGCCAUGGUUACAAGUUCUACUUCCCGAAGAUUUAUCUGAAAAAAUGGCCCAAGAGUUUCAAGUUUUAAGUUCACCAAAUCAAAUACAAUUGCCAAAGACAUUUUCUUGGCCCGAACAUAAACUAGUUAUUACUGUUGUAAAUGACUGAAACAAACUAGCUUAACACUGUACGAAAUGUCGUUAAAGCAAAUUAGGAUAAAUUGACGUAAGCAAAGUAUUAUCUAAUUUUGUUAUAAAGCGAGUUUCAACGAAAUUAUUUAUAAUCGAAGUGCGUAUGUAUGAUUAUCGAGAAUACGAUAGAACCAUGAGACUUUACGUAUCAAUAUGUAAAAGACGAGGCAAACUAUAAUGAAUAAAUUUCUAUUCAUCAGGUACAUAGAGAGUAUAGAACAUAUUUUAC
This is a messenger RNA of Habropoda laboriosa, 1708 nucleotides long. It is a transcript of the gene Su(fu), whose product is annotated as suppressor of fused homolog. Gene Ontology annotation, cellular component: cytoplasm; nucleus. Bases 149 to 1456 code for a protein of 435 amino acids. The record is from RefSeq and is a predicted model, not a curated record. Lineage: Eukaryota; Metazoa; Arthropoda; Insecta; Hymenoptera; Apidae. The transcript has 7 exons. Gene Ontology annotation, molecular function: transcription factor binding.